Messenger RNA from Nymphaea colorata (pocket water lily), 1285 nucleotides. RefSeq names its product chaperone protein dnaJ 11, chloroplastic. Lineage: Eukaryota; Viridiplantae; Streptophyta; Magnoliopsida; Nymphaeales; Nymphaeaceae. Bases 396 to 884 code for a protein of 162 amino acids. The record is from RefSeq and is a predicted model, not a curated record. The transcript has a single exon.
AAUGAUUGCACAGUGGACAAAUUCUUAACCACUGCUGGGAAGGAAAACAAGCGUUUUAAUGUCCAUAAUGACGAAGCGUGCUUUGAUUACUCCAAGACUCGAUGUGGCGUUUCUCAAAAAGAUCUGAAAGGAAUAGAUGGUUGAAACUCUUUCGCCGGUAGCGUAGCCGCCAGGUGGACCCCGCGCUAACUCAUCUGACUGAAGCAACGAGAAGACAAGCGUAUGCUAACCCAAACCUCCUAACCCUGGUUAACCUUUCGCCCACCCCAUCCCUAUAAAGAUCGCGCCCGUCUCCCCUUCUUUCCCUCCAAACUGGACCCGAUCUUCUCGAAUCCCCUAGCUCGCUCGCCCCGGAUCCACGUCUCGAAUCUCUGCUUGCCCCGUUCCGUUCUCCGAUGGCAACCUCUCCGAUGAGAUCGCCCCGAUUCCUCGGCGAGCCCGUCGCCAAAACUGAUUUCCUCGGUUUCCCGCCGGAAACCUUACGGCCGACCGUCGGACUCUCUCCAAUCCGGCCGCUCUCCCUCACCAUAUCGGCCUCAUAUGCGUCGUCCGCAUCGGAGCGAUCUCUGCCGUGCGCUUCCCCUCGGGCGGCCUCACCCGCGUCCCACUACGACGUCCUGGGCGUUCCCAUGGGCGCCUCGAGCGACGACAUCAAGGUAGCCUACCGGAGGCUUGCGAAGGCCGUGCACCCGGACGUCGCCAGGGCCGAUCGGAGGGACGCGUCGGAGGACGAGUUCAUCCGGCUCCAGUCCGCUUACUCAACGCUGUCCGACCCGGAGAAGCGUGCCGCCUACGACCGGGAGAUGCUCCGGGUCCGGUUCCAGCGGUCCAUCUCGUUCAACGGGUACUCCCGCCGGAAUUGGGAGACGGACCAGUGCUGGUGACCGCGUAGCGCCGCCGGCGUUAGACGAACUUCUCCUUUGUUCUGGAAUCGGACGACCGAAGAAGUCCUUCGGUAGGGGGGCGACGAAACGAUGGAGGUUUUGGGGGGUAUUUUGGUGAUCUUGUAACAAGCAGAAGCCCCCGGGUCCAUUUCCUGGUUUCGACGUGCUAAAUGGUCGAACCAAUCCGUUAAAUUCUAACUACAAAUGACGUAACAGCCAAGAUGGGAUCACGAUUAAUUAUAAUGGCGCCUUUUGGAUACCUUGUGUCUCGGAUGUCCUUAAUUGCUCAUGAUAAUAAUCCAAAAGGUAGUAAAGCUAGAUUUGGGUCUAUGUAUAUAGUUGUUUAGGGGAGCACAUUUCAUAUUUCUCAUGCAAUUAAGUUUCACUCUUUAUUAGCAUAA